Messenger RNA from Diospyros lotus (date-plum), 2972 nucleotides. RefSeq names its product mitogen-activated protein kinase 15-like. Gene Ontology annotation, biological process: protein phosphorylation; intracellular signal transduction. NCBI's taxonomy places the organism in Eukaryota, Viridiplantae, Streptophyta, Magnoliopsida, Ericales, Ebenaceae. The record is from RefSeq and is a predicted model, not a curated record. The transcript has 10 exons. The coding region runs from base 696 to 2393 and encodes 565 amino acids. Gene Ontology annotation, cellular component: nucleus; cytoplasm. Gene Ontology annotation, molecular function: MAP kinase activity; ATP binding.
UUAAUUUGCCUCUGUAUUUUCGUCUCUUCGGGUUUCUCUUCCCACAAGCCACAGCUUCGACUCUUCAACUCGAAGAAUCUCUCUCUCUCUCUCGAUCUAACUCUUGUUUCUUUACUCAUGACUUUUUCAUCUCCAAAACUAUAAAGAUUGCCAGUUUUUUCUCUUUCACACAUAGAAUAUCUAUAAUAUUUAUCUGUAUUCGCAUAGUUUUAGAGUUUAUCGCCAUCACAGAUCCUCUUACAACUCAGCCGAACAAUUCAAGAACGCGCAGAACGGCCGAUUCCUGAUCUGGAAAUUCCCAUUUCCAGCUACCCCACUUCCACUCUAAUUUACAUUUUCCCCCAAAUUUACGACCCAUUACAUAUACGCUUCAAUUACUUCUCUUUCCACCCGUUUCAGUUCUCAAACUGCCCAAAUAGCAGUACCCUUUUCUUUGAAUUGCAAAGGGUUUCAAUUUUGCCCUCCAGGAAAGUUUCGUGAUUUCUCUACUUAGAUAUUCGAACUUGUUAUACGAGGGUUUUGGGGUACUUUGAUGUUUUUUAAUUUACAGUUGGUUGUAAUCAUGUGAUCUGGGAGUUUUGAUGUUAUUUGUCUCUCUCUGUGGUUGGUUUAAGCGCAAAUUCGACUUCUUGAUCCUAACUAUUCUGGGGUGAGCUCUUGCAUUGAUCUUUAAAGUAUCUUGAAGGUAUUCUAAGAUGCAGGCUGAUGAGCGGAAAAAGGCAUCUGCAGACAUGGACUUCUUCACAGAAUAUGGUGAGGGGAGUAGGUAUAGAAUAGAGGAAGUAAUUGGAAAAGGAAGCUAUGGUGUUGUCUGUUCUGCAUAUGAUACUCAUCUCGGGGAAAAAGUAGCGAUAAAGAAGAUUAAUGAUAUUUUUGAGCAUGUCUCUGAUGCCACACGCAUUCUGCGUGAGAUUAAGCUUCUUAGACUCCUUCGCCAUCCAGACAUUGUGGAAAUCAAACAUAUCUUAUUGCCUCCUUCCAGACGGGAAUUUAAAGACAUAUAUGUUGUCUUUGAACUCAUGGAAUCUGAUUUGCACCAGGUUAUUAAAGCAAAUGAUGAUUUGACGCCUGAGCAUUAUCAGUUCUUUCUUUAUCAGCUUCUCCGUGGUUUAAAGUAUAUUCAUACAGCAAAUGUGUUUCACCGAGAUCUAAAACCAAAAAAUAUCUUAGCAAAUGCUGAUUGUAAACUCAAGAUAUGCGACUUUGGUCUUGCUAGAGUAGCUUUUAAUGAUACCCCCACUGCUAUAUUUUGGACAGACUAUGUCGCAACAAGGUGGUAUAGGGCUCCAGAAUUGUGCGGAUCCUUUUUCUCCAAGUAUACACCUGCAAUAGACACAUGGAGCAUUGGUUGCAUUUUUGCGGAACUUCUGACUGGGAAGCCUCUGUUUCCUGGAAAAAAUGUAGUCCAUCAAUUGGACUUGAUGACUGAUCUGUUAGGAACACCAUCUCCUGAAUCUAUUGCCAGGAUACGGAAUGAGAAAGCUCGUAGAUACUUGACCAGUAUGCGGAAGAAAAAGCCUAUUCCCUUAUCCCAAAAGUUCCCAAAUGCAGACCCCCUUGCUCUUCGUUUGCUUGAAAGAAUGCUAGCAUUUGAUCCCAAGGAUCGACCAUCUGCUGAAGAGGCUCUUGCAGAUCCCUAUUUCAAGAACUUGGCCAGGGUUGAGAGAGAGCCUUCUGCUCAACCAGUUACAAAAAUGGAAUUUGAAUUUGAAAGACGAAGGGUGACAAAGGAAGAUAUUCGGGAACUAAUAUAUCGAGAGAUUCUUGAAUACCAUCCAAAGAUGUUGAAGGAGCACUUAGAGGGAGCAGAACCUACAGGCUUCAUGUAUCCAAGUGCUGUUGACCAAUUCAAGAAGCAAUUUGCUUACUUGGAGGAACACUAUGGAAAUGGUGGAACCGUUGCUCCACCUGAAAGGCAACAUGCAUCAUUACCUAGAUGCAGGCCAUGUGUUCUAUAUUCAGACAACUCAACACAAAAUCAAGAAGUAACAAAUGAUCUAUCCAAGUGUUCCAUAAAAGAGGUUGAAAGGCCACAGCCGGACAGGACUUCUGGGGUGCCCAUGACAAGAAUGCUCCAAGUUCCUGCAAGUACCCAAGCAGGCGGUGCUGCAAGGCCUGGGAAAGUGGUGAGCUCAGUAUUAAGGUACAACAACUGUGGAGCAGCAGCAGCAGCAGCAGCGGAGGCUCUUGAACAGCGGAGGAUGGUUAGAAAUCCAACUGUUCCCUCUCAAUAUGCCGUCACAAGCUCCUCAUACGCAAGGAGAAACCUGGCCUGUAAAAAUGAGAGGGUAGAAGAUGGAGUUGAAGGAUCCAACAGCUUGCAGCCGAAGCCUCAGUACGUGGCAAGGAAAGUGGCUGCCGCGCAAGGUGGGUCUGGAAGCCACUGGUAUUGAUUCAACGAACCCUAUUCUGCUUGCAAGUAGUUGCUGGCAAAGCUGCUCGAGCUGCAUAUUCAACUUGUGGGGGGAUGUGUAGCCAGGUUCCGAGAAUCAUUGGCAGUCAACUGUAAACUUCUCAAGUGUGAGUGGACAUGGUAUUGGUGCUAGCUUGCACGAACAUCCAAGAUUGUUGUUGGUGAAGGCGAUUGGCUAAAUCUGUGGAAGAUGAAAAGGAUGGGCAUGACUCUUGGAAGAAGUCUGUUCUGUGAUCCAAAUCAAAAACAAGAUUUGAGAAGGUGAAGGGGAAGACACAAAAAGGGGAACUUGCAACUGGUGUCAUUACUUUCUCAGUUCGGUUAAUUAUCUCUCUAUUAACUGUCAAUUCUUUGCAAAGACAUGAUGGUAGAACUUAGUUAUCAACUGCUAUAUUUUCUAUUCUGGUUUGUACUAUUAUCAUAUUGUACUUGAAAGAGAGCUUUGUAUCCCUCCACUAAAAUGGAUAGAGUUACGGACCCGCCCCCGUCCAUACUUUGUCAUGAUCGCAGUUUAUUAUUGUUAAAUCUGUAACUUCACCAUCUUUAUUAUUAGAACAAA